AUGGUUUUAAAUAAUUUCAAAAUUUUAACAUUUUUAAUAUUCAUUAUUAAUAUUUCAUUCCUUGUUAAUGCAUCUCAAUUAAAAGGAACUCAUUUUGAUCGGAUUAUAACAAUUGUGCUAGGAAAUUCCAAUUAUGAAGAAUCUAUGAAAGAUCCUUAUUUGCUUUAUCUCGCCAAUCAAGGAAUGUUACUUUCAAAUUAUCAUGGAGUCUGGCAUCCUUCGCAACCAAAUUACAUAGCAAUGAUUAGAGCUUCAAAAAGCGGUGUGCUUACAGAUUUUAAUCAAGAUGUAGAAGGUGCCUCACUUCCAGAUUUAUUGGAAGAAAAAGGGAUUUCAUGGAAGGCGUAUAUGGAAAAUUAUCCUGGCAAUGGAUUCAGUGAAAGUCAUUCUGAUGAUAAACUUUAUGUCCGAAAACAUAAUCCAUUUAUUUCAAUGAAUCAAAUUCGAACAAACUCUUCAAGAUAUAUUUAUAUUGUGAAUGCGGAUAGAUUAAAGAAAGAUAUUGAGGAUGGAACUGUUCCGCAAUAUGUUUUUUAUUCGCCUAAUAUGGUCAAUAGUGGUCAUGAUACGGACUUAAGUUAUGCCAUUAUAACGUUUGAUGAAUCAUCCAAGUAUUUAGAUAGUUUAACAAAUUAUAAUCAUAUUUAUACAGUCCUCAUAGGACCAAACGUAUUGAAGUCAAUGAAACAUGAGGAUAACGGUUGGUAUAGUCAUUAUAGCUUUGUACCAACUAUUGAGCAGAAUUGGAACUUAUCAGCUUUAGGAACCGGUGAUGAUGCGGAAUCAACACCGUUUGAUAAUGAAAAAUGA
Dentiscutata heterogama is the source of this 810-nucleotide messenger RNA. Lineage: Eukaryota; Fungi; Glomeromycota; Glomeromycetes; Diversisporales; Gigasporaceae. The record is from the annotation of a GenBank genome assembly.